UUUCAUUAUUAAUUAAUAAAUAAUAAUUAUUCUACCCAUUCAUUUCAUUACAAACAAAUUUUUUUAUAUUUUGUUUUGUGAUUAUUGAAACAUUUGAAACGUGUCUAUUUUGUACACCCUACAGUUCAUAAAAUUAUUUGAGAUGGCUGGAUCUGCUCUACGACGACUUAUGGCUGAAUAUAAACAGCUGACAUUAAAUCCUCCGGAAGGGAUAAUUGCUGGACCAACCACCGAAGAAAACUAUUUUGAGUGGGAAGCAUUAAUUACAGGGCCAGAAGGUACAUGUUUUGAAGGUGGUGUUUUUCCAGCUAAACUUAUAUUUCCAUCUGACUACCCAUUGAGUCCACCAAAAAUGAGUUUUACUUGUGAUAUGUUUCAUCCAAACAAUUUUCAAAUUUUAGUUUAUUCAGAUGGGCGUGUAUGUAUUUCAAUUCUACAUGCACCUGGGGAUGACCCUAUGGGUUAUGAAUCCAGUAAUGAAAGAUGGAGUCCUGUACAGAGUGUUGAAAAAAUUCUUCUAUCUGUUAUUAGUAUGCUUGCUGAGCCGAAUGAUGAAAGUGGGGCAAAUGUUGAUGCGGCUAAAAUGUGGCGUGAGAAUCGUGAAGAAUUUAACAGAAGAGCUGAAGAGUUGGUCAGGAAAACUUUAGGAAUACCUCCAAGUGAAUGAGGUCAGGUGGAGUAAAUGAUAUUAGAUGUACAGCUGGAGUAGGAGUCGAUGAUUGGCUACUGUCAGAGCUGCAUAGUUGUUCACAAUAAUAAUGAGGUGUAUUUAAAUAAUCAAUCAGUCGUCUGGGUAAUGGCAAUUUGUGGAUCAAAUCUCGUCGCACCGUCUUCAAAAUGACAAACCUAAUAAAAUAAUCAAAUAAAUAUAUUUUGUUUGACAUUAAUAACUCAUUAUUAAAAUUAUAUUAAAUCAAACUCA
Molecule: messenger RNA, 922 nt
Organism: Rhopalosiphum padi (bird cherry-oat aphid)
Lineage: Eukaryota; Metazoa; Arthropoda; Insecta; Hemiptera; Aphididae
Gene: Ubc7
Product: ubiquitin-conjugating enzyme E2 G2
Exons: 6
Coding region: 143-667 (174 amino acids)
Cellular component (GO): cytosol; endoplasmic reticulum
Source: RefSeq, a predicted model, not a curated record